Molecule: messenger RNA, 2213 nt
Organism: Gallus gallus (chicken)
Lineage: Eukaryota; Metazoa; Chordata; Aves; Galliformes; Phasianidae
Gene: AURKB
Product: aurora kinase B
Exons: 9
Coding region: 427-1656 (409 amino acids)
Biological process (GO): meiotic spindle organization; mitotic centrosome separation; mitotic cell cycle
Cellular component (GO): spindle pole centrosome; spindle microtubule; spindle midzone
Molecular function (GO): ATP binding; protein kinase activity
Source: RefSeq, a predicted model, not a curated record
CUCGGCGCUGCUGCCCGUCGCACCUUACCUCGCCGGCAGGACACAAUGGCCCCGAGCCCCCACUCGCGCUCGGCUUCACGCGAGGUGGCAGCACCGCCUCUCCCUCGGCCCCGGGCGGCGGGUGGGUGUGCGGGUAGCUGAGAGGGACGAGGUCGGAGCCCGGCGGGAUGCGGGACUAACCUGGAGCCCUUCCCCCCGACGCCGGCGGCGCGCUGCGAGGCCUCGGUGGCUGCGAGGAAGGAACGGUAGUUGUAGCGUUGCCACAGGUGGGUGGUCUGGACAUACGCGAUUUGCGUAACGAAAGACCCGGCCGGGCAGAGACUUGCGGAGAAAAGUGUGUAAGCGGGGCUCGAUCCACGCAGUUGGAGUACGGAAGAAGCCAGCGGCGGAGAGACGGCGAAACUGUAUCUUGCCUUCCUCAGCACUAUGGACAGGAAGACAAAAGAAAACUGUCCUGGAAACCCUUCUCGUGCUACUAAGGUAGCAAAUCCUGUUGUGGAUGGCCCAAAACGUGUCCCCGUGCCUCAGAAUUCUGCCCAGAGCCGGCCGCUGAACAGUGGAGUUCAACCACAGCGUGUUCUGUGUCCUUCAAAUUUUGCCCAGCGAGUUCCUGUACAGUCACAAAAAUCUUCACUGUCAAACCAAAAACUGUCUAACAAUCAGACAACGCAGCAGCCCCGACCAAAACUUCCAGUCCAGCCAACUGCUGGGCCUCAGGUUCCAAGCAAGAGUAGUGAAAAACCUCAACAAGCUCCUGUACCUGCAAAGAGUUCUGAAGCAGACAGCGUAUCUAAACAGAAAAACGAAGAGUCUACUAAAAAGAAAAAGGAGGAGACUAAAAAAAGACAGUGGUCUCUUGAUGAUUUUGAAAUUGGUCGUCCUCUGGGGAAAGGGAAAUUUGGAAAUGUAUACUUGGCACGUGAAAAGCAGAGUAAAUUUAUUCUUGCACUGAAAGUGCUGUUUAAAGCACAGCUUGAGGAUGCUGGGGUAGAACAUCAACUACGAAGAGAAGUUGAAAUACAGUCUCAUCUCAGGCAUCCCAACAUUCUCAGACUGUAUGGCUACUUCCAUGAUGUUACACGAGUCUACCUUAUUCUAGAGUAUGCACCUCGUGGAGAAGUCUUCAAGGAACUACAGAAGCUUACCAAAUUUGAUGAACAAAGAACUGCAACUUACAUUACCGAACUAGCAGAUGCCCUAUCAUACUGUCAUUCAAAGAGCGUGAUUCACCGGGACAUCAAGCCAGAAAACCUGCUGCUUGGCUCUAAUGGAGAAUUAAAAAUUGCAGACUUUGGAUGGUCUGUGCAUGCUCCAUCCUCUAGGAGAUCAACUCUCUGUGGGACACUUGACUACUUGCCUCCUGAAAUGAUUGAGGGAAGAACACAUGAUGAAAAGGUGGAUAUUUGGAGCUUGGGGGUUCUGUGCUAUGAAUUCCUUGUAGGGAAGCCACCUUUUGAAGCACAAACAUAUCAAGAAACCUACAGAGCUAUUUCCAGGGUGGAAUUCAAGUAUCCAUUAUUUGUAACAGAAGGUGCAAGGGAUUUAAUUUCAAAGCUUCUGAAACAUAACCCUUUCCAUCGGCUGCCCUUGAAGGAUGUACUUGUUCAUCCCUGGAUUACAGCAAAUUCUACAAAGCUGCCCAACAAUAGAAAGUGAUGUUGCUACGCCAUCCAGAAUAUAGUCUUAACAAGGGUAAUCUCAUUGGACUAACGAGCAGAUUUGUACUGUGACUACUGUAAUACAAUAAGAAAAGCAGGUCUUGGAUUCCAGUAGCAAUUAAGAACACAAGUCUUUGGGUUGGUUAUCAUCUUGAACUGAUCUUGAAUUGCAACGUAAAUCUAUUUGACUUCUAGCUGGAUGUUGUGGAAUACUUAAUGUACUUGAAAAAUAACUACACAUGGGCCAGGUCUAUUGAUGUAAGUAUUCAAGGUCUGUUCAAGGCCUUUAUGAUAUGAUCUGUCAUAAUUAUAGCUCAUUGUUCCAAUAAUAAGAGACAGCAGUGAUACUAUCUUACUGAACAGUGCAAUAUCCCAGAGAUACCUGCCUAUGAACUCACUGGGCUGCUAAAAGGUAUCAUACCUGUGGUGUAAUCUGAAACUGAGGUGAAUGCAUUUGUGUCCUAAAAAUGAAUGAUGUGUGCAUUUUUGUCUCUAGUUUUUGUCUUAAAUGUGAGCACUCAAGUUUCUAAAUAAAGAUUGCUUAUAUAUUGUAAA